GUGUGAGAGCGGCUGCCUUCCUAGGACGCCGACGAAAUCACAUGCCUUUUUUAAACUUUAGUUUUCAAAUGGCAAGUAGAAGGAAAAGUAAUCCCGCAACUUUGUUGCAAUGUUAUGGCUUUCAUCUUUGCGUCUUCCUGCCCUUCCGUCUUUCUUUUUUGUUUUCUACUUUCCCCCGCCGGGGUGUUCUUCUUUGUUUUCAUGUUUCUAUUUGUUUGUAAUUCAAACGGACUUCUUGCGUGGCGUAUCAUGGGCAAAUGCUUUGAACAACUAAUUUCCCCGUGUUCGAGCGAUACCGUGAGCAGUGCCAUAGCUUCCUUGCACAGCCGUGUCUUUUCCCGCUCUGGAUCGACACGUUUGGCAGCUUGCUUUUACUACCGGCAUCUGAAGGGCAUGAGGAUAGAUUUUAGAAGACAGUUGAAAGGUUUCUGAAAAGUGCCUUUUCUGAAAACUACUGCUUGGAUUUCACUCUAGAACUGUCUCUUUACGACCCCUCCCCCCCCCCCCACCUGUCCCUCUCCCAACCUGGUGUGCUUGUAGUUCACUCUCAGUAACGUGCCCAUUCUUUUUUCCCUUUGAUUCUCCGUUUUCACGGUCAUUUUCCCUCCUCCUGAUUUUGCAGCAAUUUUUUUUUACAGUCCUGACAUCCUUACCAAUAUUAAUCAUUAAAUCAAAGAAAUAGGAAGAAAAAGUUUUCUCCCCUUGAUCUGAGACCAUUCCACAAAUUGAAGGGCAGCCAGCAGCAUAUGCUUUUUGCACGAGUAAUUGAAAACAUCAACCGGAGAGCACAGAAUUCUUUUGAAAUCCUGCCAGUUAUUUGAAGGAACUUCAGCAGAGGAACAAAUUAAACACUCAAUAUCUUAACCUUUCUGGUUGCCUUCUUAGGAGUUGGUCUCUAAUUUGAUUUUUAGUUACUCCGGUACAAGUUUUGUUUUGUGAUUGGCUCUUUGUUUGACUUAAAUGAAAACCUAAGUGCUAACAAAGAAGCAUUUCACCAAAGCAACCUGUUGUCUCUUCACAUUUAGCUUGAAUUCAUUUUUGACCUUUUAACAGCAGUAAAGCUGUCCUAGAGAGGGUGCCCUUGAUUUUUAACUUUGCUUUCAAUAUGACGGCUGUCAAUGUCACCCUGGUUCGUGACACCAAGUGGCUGACUUUAGAAGUCUGCAGAGAAUUUCAGAGAGGAACCUGCUCGCGAGCUGAUGCGGACUGCAAGUUUGCCCAUCCGCCGAGGGUUUGCCACGUGGAAAAUGGUCGUGUGGUGGCAUGCUUUGAUUCUUUAAAGGGUCGGUGUGCUAGAGAGAACUGCAAGUAUCUCCACCCUCCUCCACACCUAAAAACGCAGCUGGAAAUUAAUGGACGGAACAAUCUGAUUCAACAGAAGACUGCCGCAGCCAUGUUCGCCCAGCAAAUGCAGUUUAUGCUCCAGAAUGCUCAGAUGGCAUCACUUACUUCUUUUCCUGUGAAUCCACCCCUUGCAGCUAAUCCUGCCAUGGCUUUCAAUCCUUACUUACCUCAUCCUGGGAUGGGCCUGCUUCCUGCUGAACUUGUACCGAAUGCACCUGUUCUGAUUUCUGGAAACGCGCCUCUCGCAUUGCCAGGAGCUGCCGGUCCCAAACCGAUGCGUUCAGAUAAACUGGAGGUUUGCCGAGAAUUCCAGCGCGGAAACUGUACCCGUGGUGAGAACGAUUGCCGCUACGCUCACCCUACAGAUGUUUCCAUGAUCGAGGCAAGCGAUAAUACUGUGACCAUCUGCAUGGAUUACAUCAAAGGCCGAUGCUCCCGGGAGAAAUGCAAGUACUUUCAUCCUCCUGCUCACUUGCAAGCCAAACUCAGGGCAGCUCAUCACCAGAUGAACCACUCAGCUGCCGCCGCGAUGGCCCUUCAGCCUGGUGCACUUCAACUGAUACCAAAGAGAUCGGCGCUUGAAAAGACCAAUGGUGCCGCUCCGGUCUUCAACCCCAGUGUUUUCCACUGCCAGCAGGCUCUGGCUGGCCUGCAGCUCCAGCCACCAGCAUAUAUCCCUGCAGGGCCCAUACUGUGCAUGGCACCCGCUUCAAGUGUUGUGCCCAUGAUGCACGGUGCGACACCUACCACUGUGUCUGCAGCAACACCACCUGCCGCCAGCGUUCCGUUCGCUGCAACAGCCGCAGGCAAUCAGAUACCCCCAUUAUCAAUAGAUGAACUGAAUAGCAGCAUGUUUGUUUCACAGAUGUAGAAGUUACCAGUAGAACAUCGAAAUUCUGAACAACAGAGCUAUGGAGUAUCAGGAUCUCUCCGUGAGAACCUCCAUAUGGCCUUUCUAUAUAUAUUCUCAUAGGUCUUCUACCAACACAAGAAUAAGUGUGGUACAGUCAAUAUAUUAAACAAAACCCACUUACCAACCAACAAAUUCAAACAAAAAUAAAACAUUAACCAAUCAGUGCAGAUGUUAAAACAUGAAUAGAAAACUACCAUUUAUCUUAUCUGAAUUAUUAGGUAGAACAUGACCGUAACAUUUUGUCAUCUGUUGCAUUAUUCUUUGUGAUUUUCCAAUAACAAAUAUGCUGAGUGAAUCUCUACAGUGGACUGUUGGCUUACUGUGCAUUCUUGGUGGAUAAAUGUUCAUCUGUUUUGAAGUGUUACCUUACUGUUUUGUUUACACAAUAGUCUAUUGGGUUGAUUUAGAAUGUAGCAAAUGUAUCCAAUACCGUUUUUCCCACUAUUGUAUUGUAUUCUAUUGUAUUGUAUUGUAUUGUAUUGUAUUGUAUUGUGGUGUGAUGUGUUGUGUUAGGUUUUUUACAUACUAUAGUGUUUUCCUCUAGAUGUGUGGUGUUUGAUUUCAACUAAAAUAUUACUAAUGGGAAGCAGAAAUGUCUGUGUUUAAAACCAUUACAGAUUAAUAUUAAUAUGCUUUCUCUCUCUUUAGAACAUGUCUGUAGGUUUCUUGGGGCAGACUUUUAAAAGGCCUCACUUUUGAGUGUGCGCAAAGCCUGUUCAUAAGCAUGCAUGUGUAUAAUUUGUACCUGCAGAUCUGACCUUGCAUAAUACAAUCACGUGAGUAGGUAUUUUUUGUGAGAGAGAAAUAAUUACCUGCAAAAAAAAAAAAACCAGGAAACUUCUUGAAAUAUGAACCUCUAAUCUCACUCCUUAAGAAGCUUGCAAAAUUACAAUUUACCUGUAAGUGAAUUUGUCUGCAUUUAUCCUAAAAGAAUUAUGUAAGGUGCCCGUUACAUUUUUUGUGGUUCAAGGAUCCUAUCUCCUAGGUUGAGCAUCUAAAGCUCAGCCAUUUGUCAAAUUCAGCUGAAAAUUGUUACUUGGAGGCUUAAAGGUAUGCUAAUUGUAGGUUAUAAAUUAAACAGAGAGACGGAGGGGUAGAGAUAGUUUUUACAUUUUGGAGGAAAGUGUGUAAAAAACCAUUGCAACGUAACCUUUUACACAAGUGCCAUUCUCUGAAUACAAAUGGCUCGUGCUCUUUAGACUUGUGUUUGAAUAAUAAGUAAGCUCCAGUCUUGCAAAAGUCAGGGUGAAGGAGAUUUGAUUCGAAGGGAGGCCCUUGUCCCCCAGAUGGACAGUCUUUCCAACUGAUCACAGUUGGAGCCCGAGUAUGGGUUUGGAGAAAUGGCGGGGUGGCGAGGCGGGGUAGGAAGGCAUUUUAAAUUAUUCUCUGAUUUACUUAAAACUUAUAGGAGGGCUGUCCACGAUUGUCUUUAGCUUCCAUUCGACUGAAUUUCCAGUUCUGCUGACCACUUCAGUGAAGGAGCAGGUGCCUAUGCCAAGUGCUGCCCUUCCCAGACUUGAUUGACAAGAGUCUCUCCUAUCAUAACCCAGCCAUUUGUUUGUUUCUUUAUUUAGGUCUGUUUGUUUUUAUAUGUAUUUGAAAAUUAUAAUAGAGAGGUUUUUAGCACCCUUUGGAUGAAACAGACCAGCUAUACCCCAUAGAGCUGAGCUGAAUUCACAUUACUAAUACUUAUGAAAUAAUUUAUAACCAAGUAAAAUAGUAAUUCCUAUGGCAUGUGAUGUAGCUCCUCCAGAUACUCAGCGAUUAAAGUUACUAUUCUUACACAGUGCUGGAACCGUAGGAUAUAAUAUUUGCUACUAAAUAUUUAUUCUUUCACUAGAAAGCAUGCAAUCAUCAAAUUUAACAUGUAAACCAGGUUUAUUUUCCUGCAUGAAAAUGACAGGCAAAGAGAAAAUUCCCACUUAGGAUACCUUAAGCUGGCUAGCAGCAUUUGAAUCACAGAACGAUGGAUUUGGCAAACCCUUCUCACAAUCGAUGAAACCGAGGCCUAGGGCAUGUGACCUGCUCAAGGCCACCUGCCUACCUGAUCGGUGACAGUGAGACCCUGAACAACUCUCCUGACUUUCUGUUGUUCCUCUGUUUCCCAUUGUUUGUGCUUCGGAACAUUUGAGACCCCAUCCCGAAGCAGAUCGGUAUAGCUCAGGAUACAAAAGAGCAAAAAAUAGCUGUUUGCUAUGUGAUAGCCUGUUGUUCUUAAUUCGCAAUCCCAGAUCCCGGUCAUCGGUAAUUUCAAGAUAUUGUCAUCUGUUAACAGUAUUGCCUGGGGUUACAGAAUAAGAGGUGUCCUGACUUUUACCCGUUGAUUCCUUGAACCACUUAAUUUCUGUUUCCCGAAAUCUUAACAUUCUUAGAGAAGAAAGUAGUGUAUGCCUUUGUGAAAUGACUUGUGUGUAGAGCUGAGUUUUGUGUAACUGUGCCAGUCCCUUUCCGGAAGGGCAGAGCUAAUCCCACAAAUCGGGGAAGGAUACACCUGAGCCAGACUGGUUGUAUUCCUUAAAGAGGUUAGAGAUGUUUUCAGUGCAGAACGAACUCUUUUUGUGUCAUUCGACGUUCCGCGAAAGCAUGCUGUCUCAUUUCACCUUUGAAACUCCUGGCGAAGAUGCACAUAGACAAGAAACCUAGAGAACAGCAGUGUUUCUGAUGCUGUGAGCACUGGAAGACAUCAGUAGUGACUUGUUUUUUAGUAAGAGGGUCCGUGAAGGAUAUUCAGGGUAGUUGUAGAUUUGGUGCCAUAAUAUUUGAUAAUGGCUGGCAUUUUACAAGUUGCUUUGUAAAUGAAUUUAAAGAAAGAAAACUCAAAGCACUAAAGUUUUGAUCAGAUGUGAAAGAACUUUGACAAAAAGGCAAUUUUAAGAUAGCACUCUUUAAACUAGUUGUGCAAUGUCUUAUUCAAAUUAUGUUUAUUCAAGAAAAGAAGAAAGGAAAGUCAUUAGACUAUAAAUUCGCAGUUCAAAAGCCAAGUCACAAGACUAAUCAGUGACUCUAAACAACAAUUUACUGGAUGAAUUGUAUAUAUUAAAUUCCAACCACUUGUGAUUCUUAGUUAACAUUUUAUAAGCUUUGUAUAUGACAAGGGCUUCUAUUCUUAUUUAUCCAAAAUUAUUGUCUUUGUCCACUUCUCUCACUCAGCCUUUUGCAAAAUUAGGCCAGAGUACUGAAACUUGGAUAAAACAGGUCAGGUAUACAGAGAAAAUCAUCUAGAAGUUAUCUGUUAAGAGGGUUUUAGUAGUAUCCAAAAUUUUUUUUUCAAAAGGCACUAUGUGACCAUAAGUAUAUCUUAAAGAGGGAUAAAGAUUAAAUUAAAACCAAAUGGAUUCAUAAAAUUGCUACUUAAAUACAGUAUUUACUUUGACAAUUGGAGCAUGAUUCUCUAACCGGCUGUUGCGUUUCAUCUCACUUGUCUAGACUAGAGUCUAAUUUGUAGUUCGUUGUCAUGUGAAAAGCCAUCUUCUCCCUCCUCCAUCCACCUUCGCCAUCCGUUUUUUGAACAUGUGAAAGCACUUUGAUCUUGCCGUUAAGUGUUGUCCUCUUUUUGUCUCUUCUCCAUUUCUACACACGUUGAACUAGAAGUAGGGAAAUCUGAUUCCCCAAUUCUGUUGAAUAGAUGUAGGGAGAUAGUGGCCUAAUUUUUCAUUGUACCAGUCAGUGCCUGUCAAAGGCACCGGAAUGAACAGUAUCGAAAAGAGUGUCACAACUUUUUUUGCAAACUUAGUUGAUUGCGUCAUCAAACUGUCGAUUUAAUUACAAGAUCUGGGUUCUGAGCACCAAGUCACCGAUUGGUGCCAUGUUUUCAUUUUUCUUUUUUAGUUUUUAAGGUUUUCAUUUCACUACGUUUUUUGUAUCUAAGUAACUCAUGAACUUAAUUUUGAAGGAGAGUUAGAGAAAGUUGGAUUUUACUGCAUGUAUUCAACCCACCUAGAUAGGUUUGACACUGAUACUGAAGCAUGACAACAUAGAGAUUAUAGUCCAUAGUUAUUCUUUACAGCUCACAGUUUAAGAACAAACUUAACUUUAUAUACAAAUAAUAAUUUUUAACUAAUUAUAUUUAGUCGUUGCUUGAGCAACAAAACUACAACAUGGCUACCUUUAGACACAUUUUUUUGAUAAUAAUUUUACUUGUAAACUAUACAUGGUUUUUGACAGUAUGAGCCUGUAGAAGGUACAGCUCAAAACUCAGAGAACAGAUCUAGCGGAAUUUUCCUUGAAGCCCAAAUUGCCACGCAAACGCUGAAUGUGUGUCCUUGUAUGACUUUUGGAUCAAAAAGUUUACAACACAUGGAUUCUAGAGUCAGCUUUAUAGCUUAUAGAAUUUGUUGUGUGGAUAGGGUUAUUCCACAGUGUUUAGACUUCAAAACACAAUUAUUGCAUUUAUAAUCUAUUACCUGACCUUUUUUCAUGACGUUGUGUUUUCCAAAUUACCCCGUGCAGGAGGCGUAGCUGUCACGGCAAAAAUUCUCUUUUCUGGAAUUGUGUACUCACACAAAUAUAUCCAAGUGAGGAUUGAAGAAUGAUGAAAGCCUAUUUUGAAAUGAAUUCCGAUCUGUAAAACCACGCAUAAAGAUACUGUGGAAUGACCCCUUAACAGUGUUUGAGAGGCAUAUGCUGCAGCCAACUGAUGGUCUCAGUUAGGGUGCGACUGUGUGAGAAACACCUUUUUUGCACUUAUGUACAUAGUCCAUGAACACUAUGCUUGGAGUUUUUUGUUUUUUUAAUAUAAGAAAUCUGUGAUAAUAGUGGAAAAGUUAGUAAGAUAGAGGUAUUUCUAAGGCCUUGAGAAAGAGGGGGAUUUUGCUUAAGAAGAUGUAACUAAAGCCUGAUGUUGCUUUGCUGUUGCGGAAGCUUUCUGGUUUGCUACAGGUAGGUCACCAAAAGAAAAGACUGGUAACUGGUUACUCUCCAUUGUAAACACACACACACACACACACACACACACACACACACACACACACCAGGCAGGGUUCUGGCAAAGGUUUUCUUUUUUCAAUGGUUGCAAGCAGUAAAACACCCUGUAAGUUACAAGAUGGAGAGUUCCAUUCUGAUCAACAGAGAUUUCAUCUUUGAUAGAAAAUUCCAUAUUGAGAGGUAUCAGUUACAUCAAUUAAUACCCAUUUCAGUGACAAUCAAAUUGUUAACAUUCACCACUAUUUCCCCCUUUAAAAUCCAUAUCCUAAAACCAAAUCGGCAACCAUUGAAAGACUUAAUUUAACAAUUAAGUGUGGCCAGCUUGGGGCAUUUCGUUCCCUCUAACAACAACAACAAAAUACCCCUGGCACAGCUGUUCAGUGGAAGCUGUUUUCUGACUUCCCUUUACCAGAUUAGAAAGUGCUUCACUGUGCCGCCACAGCCUCCCACUGCUUGACCUAACAGAAGAGAACCAGUCCCAAUCUUACAUAUGGAGCUGGAAAAGAAUGUUUUAACCAGACCGUCCCUGACAAUUGGAGCUCCCCUAUCACAUACCAGUCACCAUUUCACUUUUUGUCGUCUCCAGGCAAUGAGGUUAAAUGGAUGACCAUUGGUACUUGCAGUCUUUCGCGUCUUGGGGUGUGUCACCCUCGCCUUGGAGAAGUUACCCACCCUGGGAUUAAGGGAGUUGGUAUUAGUAUCACUUACCCAUGUUGAUGGUCCUCAUUUACAGAGACAGGAAGAUACGCCAAAACCAGCAAGCAACCAAGCCUUAACGGUUGUCCAAUAGCUCAGGGCCAGUUGGUUGGCAAUUUCUCUUUUUCUCCCUUCAGCCCUUAAUCAUUUAGAGUCGGCUGUACAACUAACAGCCCGACCGUCUGACCAGCAUUUCCACUAGUAUAAAAUGUAAGCAUUCAUGCCUUCUGUAGUUAGGGACUCCCAACUCCAACCUCAUCGCCAACAUACUUUCCCAACUUACCCUGUAUUCUUGUGUUGACACUUCCUUGUGCAUCUGUACGCCACGAGAAUAUAUUGUCAUGAGGUCAAUAGACAUGUAAGAUUUUAAGUGAAGAAUCAUCUAUAAAACAGUAAGAAUGAACCUAGAAGCAUCACAAAAGAUAACCGAUUAAUUGAUGGCAUGUUGUGCACACUGACAGCCGUUGGGUCACGCUCUUUGGAGCUCAGACACAGUGGCUCUAUCUCAGUAAGUCAAACUAGAGAAUGAAGUAUAACAAAAUGUGAAUGACUCGAGGCCAAAAAGGGACCUUUGUUAUUAAAGCCGGGAAAGGGUUCAGUUUGACUAGUUCGUACAGUUUCCAGAGCCUCCACCUGGCCUGGAAAGAACCAUCCAUUACUACUCCAAAGCAGGAUUAUUCCAGGAAAUUUGAUCUUUAAAUAGAACCCAUCCUCAAUUAUACCGUACCCGAAAGGAAAAAAUAUAUCACUAUAAAAUAAGCCACAACUAUUUGAAAGUAUUGCAAAAAUUCUCACCUUCUACAUUGUACACCUUCUACAUUGUAUUACUUUAAUUAAAAAAAAAUACCUCUGUAACAAGACCUAAAAGUAACCCAACUUUAAGCCAUGCUCUUUUCUCCCGAACACACAACCUAAAGAUUUAUCUGUCAUAGAACUGCAUGGUUGCAAAGCUUUAUGUCUGUAUACAGAUGCUAUUUGUUCAUGAUGGAAACCAAAUUAUUCUGUUGCUGUGUCUUUUGUGUCUAGCAGUUGAGAGAAUGAUCUGGCCAUCAUACCCUUGGGUUCUGGGGUUGCCCUUUUCAAAAUAAAGUUCCUUUUAUUAUUACUGUUAGUGCUUGACUAUUUGCAAAUGAGCCAUUUGUUAUCACGGCCCCAAGUUACAAUCUUUUAAAUGUAAAGAUGUUCCUAAAUGUACUCUUUUUAAAAGAGCUUUCUGUAAUGUUUGUAUAACAACGUUCCAGUAUGAUGUAGAAAAUGGAAGCACACAUUUGGGGCAGAAGAAUGCCCAUUUUGAGAUACCCGUGGAGAAGAAAAUUAUUAGCCACAUGCAACAAUUAACAAUUUAAAUAAUGACCACAAUAGUUCAGAAAUGUAAACUGUUCACAUCAUAUUUUGCCUCCAAAAUGCAAUAGUUCAUUCCCUCAACUGCUAUCAAUAGGUUAGAUGCUUUGACUUCUUUUCUGUUCUCCCCCCCAAAUUAUAGUGCUCUACUGCUUGUUUGUGUUUAGAAGUGUGCAUUAUGCAGUCAUUUUAGUAUGCUACUUCUGCAUUGUUUACUUUUGGUUCUUUUAAUAAAAUGUGUAAAUGUC
This is a messenger RNA of Neofelis nebulosa (Clouded leopard), 9465 nucleotides long. RefSeq names its product muscleblind like splicing regulator 3 (gene MBNL3). NCBI's taxonomy places the organism in Eukaryota, Metazoa, Chordata, Mammalia, Carnivora, Felidae. The transcript is spliced from 10 exons. Gene Ontology annotation, molecular function: metal ion binding. The coding region runs from base 1106 to 2215 and encodes 369 amino acids. The record is from RefSeq and is a predicted model, not a curated record.